Molecule: messenger RNA, 2847 nt
Organism: Budorcas taxicolor (takin)
Lineage: Eukaryota; Metazoa; Chordata; Mammalia; Artiodactyla; Bovidae
Gene: MYOCD
Product: myocardin
Exons: 14
Coding region: 1-2847 (948 amino acids)
Biological process (GO): smooth muscle cell differentiation; cardiac muscle cell differentiation
Source: RefSeq, a predicted model, not a curated record
AUGCCCCCCCUGAAAAGCCCACCUGAAUUCCAUGAACAAAGAAAACGUUUGGAUAGUGCCAAGCCUGAAGACACCCUGAAGCGCAAGGCAAGAAGCAGAUCCGACCGUGCAGCCGUGGUGAAAAUGCACAUACUCCAAGCUUCCACUGCAGAAAGAUCGGUUCCGACUGCCCAGAUGAAGCUGAAAAGAGCCCGUCUCGCAGAUGACCUCAACGAAAAGAUUGCUCUCCGGCCGGGGCCGCUGGAGCUGGUGGAGAAGAACAUACUCCCUGUGGACUCCGCUGUGAAGGAGGCCAUUAAAGGGAACCAGGUGACUUUCUCCAAGUCGGCGGAUGCGUUUGCCUUUGAGGAGGACAGCAGCAGCGAUGGGCUUUCUCCGGAUCAGACUCGAGGGGAAGACCUCCAGGGCUCAGCAGGAUCCCCCCCAGACACGAAAGCUACGGAGACCCCUUUGGCGGGUCCUCGCGGGACACAUAGAGACCUGAGAGGUGAUGCAGAAAAUGAGAGGAGUGAUUCAGCCCAACACCCCAGCAACCAGCCAGACCUGGGCAAGCAGGGGCUUGGCUCCCUGGGCACCCCCAUCCCUGUGCACACAGCCGUAAAGUCCAAGUCCUUGAGCGACAACAAGAACCGCCACAAAAAGCCCAAGGACCCCAAGCCAAAGGUGAAGAAGCUCAAAUACCACCAGUACAUCCCCCCGGACCAGAAGGCGGAGAAGUCCCCUCCGCCCAUGGACUCUGCCUACGCCCGGCUGCUCCAGCAGCAGCAGCUCUUCCUGCAGCUGCAGAUCCUCAGCCAGCAGCAGCAGCACCGCUUCAGCUACCCCGGGCUGCACGCAGCUCCGCUCAAGGAACCAAAUGAGCAGAUGGCCAGAAAUCCAAACGCUUCUUCAGCACCAUUGAGCAAUACCCCUUUGUCUCCUGCCAAAAACAGCUUUUCUGGACAAACUGGUGUCUCUUCUCUCAAGCCAGGCCCACUCCCAUCCAACCUGGAUGAUCUGAAGGUCUCUGAGUUAAGACAACAGCUUCGAAUACGAGGUUUGCCCGUGUCCGGUACCAAGACGGCCCUCAUGGACCGACUCCGGCCCUUCCAGGACUGCUCUGGGAACCCUGUGCCCAACUUCGGUGACAUCACGACUGUCACCUUUCCGGUGACGCCCAGCAACGCGCUGCCCAGUUACCAGUCCUCCCCCUCCACCGGCGCCCUGUCCAAUGGCUUCUACCACUUCGGCAGCACUAGCUCCAGCCCCCCGAUCUCACCCGCCUCAUCUGACCUGUCAGUGGCGGGGUCCCUGCCGGACACCUUCAACGACGCCUCCCCGUCCUUUGGCCUGCAUCCCUCCCCGGUCCCCGCGUGUGCCGAGGAAACCCUCAUGGGCAGUCUGAAUGGCAGCUCCAUGCUUCCGGAGCUGGACGGGCUGGACUCGGAGAAGGACAAGAUGCUGGUGGAGAAGCAGAAGGUGAUCAACGAGCUCACCUGGAAGCUGCAGCAAGAACAGAGGCAGGUGGAGGAGCUGAGGCUGCAGCUGCAGAAGCACAAGAGGAGCGGCUGUCCCGACAAGAAGCCGCCGCCCUUCCCGGCCGCCCCCAUCAAGCAGGAAGAUGCCGUGUCCAGCUGUCCUUUCUCAUCCCGGCAAACAGCCGUGAAAAGACAGAGCACCAGCUCGGAGGGCCAGCCGCCACUGCCUCGCGAAGACGCUCAGCUCCUGCCCCUGGGGAGCACUCACUGUGCAGAGCCCUCAGGUCAGACCAACGUACUGUCUUCCACAUUCCUCAGCCCGCAGUGCUCACCGCAGCAUUCUCCCCUCGGGGCUGUGAAAAGCCCACAGCACAUCAGUUUGCCCCCAUCGCCGAACAACCAUUACUUCCUUCCCCCAUCAUCAGGCGCCCAAGGAGAAGAACACAGGGUCUCCUCACCUGUCAGCAGCCAGGUGUGCACUGCACAGAACUCAGGGGCACACGAGGGCCACCCUCCCAGCUUCUCUCCCCAGCCUCCCAACCUUCACCCCCCCUUCUCUGGAGCUGCGGCAGACAGCAGUCAUGGUGCUGGGGGCAAACCUUCUCCCAAAAGCCCAGGUGUGCAGCAAAAGAUGGCGGGUCUGCACUCUUCUGAUAAGGCAGGGCCAAAGUUUCCAAUUCCAUCCCCAACUUUUUCCAAGUCCACUUCCGCAGUUUCAGAAAUAACCCAGCCACCAUCCUACGAAGAUGCGGUGAAGCAGCAAAUGACCCGGAGCCAGCAGAUGGACGAACUCCUGGAUGUCCUCAUUGAAAGUGGAGAAAUGCCCGCUGACGCCAGAGAGGAUCAUUCAUGUCUUCACAGAGUCCCAAAGAUCCCCGGGUCUUCUCGAAGCCCCACUGGUGCCCUCCCCAAGUCCUCGGCAGCCUUUGAACCAGCAUCCACAGGAGGCCAGCUCUCCUUUGAUCACUUCGGUGCUGACAGCGACGAGCACCUGGAAGUCUUAUUAAAUUCCCAGAGCCCCUUGGGGAAGGUGAGCGACACCGCCCUUCUGAAAAUCGGGAGUGAGGAGCCUCCUUUCGACGGGAUGAUGGAUGGAUUCUCAGGGAAGGCUGCAGAAGACCUCUUCAACGCACACGAGAUCCUGCCAGGCCCCCUGUCCCCCAUGCAGACUCAGUUUUCACCCUCCUCUGUGGACAGCAGUGGGCUGCCCUUAAGCUUCACAGAAUCUCCUUGGGAAAGCAUGGAGUGGCUGGACCUCACGCCGCCCAGCUCCACCCCAAGCUUCAGCUCCCUAUCUACUGGGGGCCCCAGCAUCUUCAACAUUGAUUUCCUGGAUGUCACGGAUCUCAAUCUGAAUUCCCCCAUGGACCUCCACUUACAGCAGUGGUAA